GUGGCUUAGAACAAAGGAAUCGGCUUCGGCCUGCAAAUCCGGCACCAACUCUAUAGUCUCGCAGUGUUGACCGAAUGACGAGAAAGCCAACCCGUAGUUUUUUCCCGCGUUAUCAAACUAAAGCCACGUGAGUGUUUUCUGCGUCUUCAGCUCUUUUCGCGUUCCGAAUUUGCGCAGUCACUCCAGUUUUCUUUGGAUACAUGGCUAAAACUCCUGCUGUGGCCGCUGAACUGAGCUAGAUCUUGUUUGCAAUAUCCCACAAGAUUAGACAAUUCUUCCAGUUGCACGGCAUGGAUCUUCGCUUUCUCCGAACUUAUCACGAAGAGGUGGCACCACCAGGUCCAGUUUUCUUUGUAUAACACCACAGGUGGCCAUUGCGGAAAAUCAUCCGCAAAGGGUCGAUGGGGGAUAGCAGGAGCUAGAAACGAACCAUACCAGACAGUCCAUCACGGCAUGCCACAGAUGUUGAGCGUUGUGCCCCCACGAGCAGAAAAUCUACGAGGUGCGGGAGUUUGAUCGUAUCAAGCUGAUCUCCCGCAAGCGCUUCGCGUUUCACGUCACCACCUACCCCGGAUUAUUACGGUUAUUACCGGCAUCACAUUCCCUGGCCAUGCAAAGAAUGUCCCAUCUAGCGACCUCAGCCUGGUGCGAGGGCAGGCUGGCAUGCGCGCAAUCAUGAAACGAGGUGACGUGAGUGCAAGGGAUGAUGAGAAUAUGCCUUGAUGGCCUUCUGCUAGGCUACAGGAACGUUUUCGUGAUUUUCAAUGCAGCCCAUGGCGCUGAAUGAGCGCGACAAGGUAACCGGGAGCGUAAGCUUACUUGACUCCUGUAUGUUGUGUGACAUUGAGUGGUGACACGAGAAGCAAAAUUUUUGCGCUUUUUGCGCAAUAACGGGUCUAUGUCAGGGAAUGAAGUUUGCAGAGAGAGAGAGAGAUUUGAUUGUCCUCAGUGCGGUUUUUUUUUCUCCUCACUUUUAUUCUUCUCUCACUCUUCGCUGACUUUUUCACACGGCUUGCAGAUAUCUAACAGCUCGAGUCAUGAAAAUUCUUCUCGUUAUCGAAAAGCGAAUCGCUGCAGGACGAAUGCAAGAAAUAGAUCAAAAAUCUCCUCGCUCUCAUCCUGACCGUGUGUUUCGCUUAAAGUUUCUACAGUCCACGGUCCUUGAUUAUCAGUCUUCUGCUUCCUAAUUCGGAGUACUCUCUCUCCUAUCUGAGCAAAAGAAUGUGGUUCCCUGUACAAUCACCAACACAUGCGCCACUCUUGCGAAGAUUAGUCUGGUGAUGAUUCGCGUACUUCUAAAGACCACUGUGUAGUCAUAUUCUCCUCUUGCUGACCUCUGAGCCCCCUUCUCGUAUCCCAGGGUUUGAAGGUCUUAACUUUGGUCUCCUGUACCUGGCUCGUUUUCCACGAUCCCCGAAAGACUGGGGACAAAGAAAAUUCAUGGUUUACCUUGGAUCAGCCUCUCAACAGUCGAUCAUGAAUCAUGUGUGAUCCCAAUGAGCAGCUAGAAGCACUGACGUUUGGGACAUCAACUGCCGUUCCGCCUGUCCGUUCCCACACCUCAGGUGACAUCUAGGGACGAGCUUCAAGAAUUUGUACGUAAGACCCAAGCAUUGCAAAAAUUGUCACGCAAGUGUUCCUCGCCAGGGAAACUUUCUCAGCUCCACAUACAGGCUGACAGACGGCCCCGAAGUUUGUCUUACGUGGUCGGCGUUGAACUAUCUGUCAGUCCCGCCUGCCGCGCCGAGGAUGCUGGACCGGAAUGCUGCAUCUCGUGUGUUUAAGAUUCGCGCUCGACCGCGUGCAGACCAGCGACAGGACGCAGGCGACGACCUUUUUAUUGGGCUUCGGCCUUGUCUGCACGCACACCUGGAGCUUGAUGCACGGCCUUCCCGUUACGUGCGUUCGGAACGGCUUCGGAAGUCUCGACGGGUGCCGCGUCGGUGACAAGGUGGACGGCGCGACGAAGAAGCCGGCUGUCCGAGCAGAGCCCAGGGCUCUCGCGCACUUACGGCGAAGUCGUCCAACGUGUCGGCGGGUUACAUGUCGAUGGGAAAAGGGGCGGGAAACAGACCACCACUCACGAAUGAGAUGUCAAGGAUUGGCAUUCUUGACGACAGAGUGCCCUUCAAGGAGCCUGGAUGGUGCUUCGUGCUGUGCCGUUCUGCCAGUGAGCAUUCACCACGAUUCAAGACGAUACUUGAUUGACAGCGCAUCGGGUGUCAACACAGACAGUCCCUGUUUGCAACAGUCUACUUGUCAUGUACUAAAGCUUUGUUGCUAUUGACUUUUGUCGUCUACAUUCAUCUUAUGUCUAGCGCGUGCAAAGCCUCACAUCACAUGCAUGGCGCUAUCAAAGGCCAUCGGAUGGCAGCUUGCAAUUGCACGCAAUACGAGCCCUCUAUCAAACAUGACAAAUCUCUUCUCAUAUGCUUGCGAUAGGACUAGUAGACUGCAGUCGAUCUCAUGAAUCAAACGUAAAGCGCCUAUCAGGCUGCACCGUUAGCGUCUGCUUUCUUCUUUUCCGCUCCUCCUUUUGGUUUUUCUGGUUUCGCCGCUGGGUUUGGAUUGCCCUUCCACUCCAGUUUUCGUGGCGUCAUGUAGCUCUUCAGCACCUCGUCCGUGACGGCUUUGCGGUUCUCCUGGAAUUCUUUCACAUAUUUCCUAUCCUCUCUCAAUCGCCAUCUUCUUCAGCUCCCCGGUCAACAAGUCACCCUUGCGAUAUGCAGCCUCCACCUCGGCAAUCUUCUCGUCCGAUUCCUCAAAGUAGGUCAAAUACUGGAACGCCACGUCCACAUCCGGGUUUCCACCGUAUUUUCUAUGCUCUUCCACGGUUUCUCGACCGCCCGAAAAUGCACCUCCCAUCUUUUUCUGUAUCUGCUUAGGCGUGUCGGUCAUGAAGAUUGCACUAUUAGGGUCGCUUGCAGACAUCUUGCCGCCAGCACCCUGAAGAGCCGUAAGGAAUUUUGAAUGAAUCUGAAGCCUGUCAGGACACACGUAGACUAGGGUUGACAACAUAAGUAGGCUGUACUUACAAGUGCUGGCUUGGGUGACGGAUUCUUCAUCCUAUGGCAGUUGUCUCUGACUAGACGGAAGUAAGGAUCUUGAUCAAUAGCACCUAGCAACUUUUAGCAAUUUACAGCGACCUAUCCUGUGGCCGAGACGUACAAGGAAUCAAGCAAGGAAUCUUGCCCAUAGCCUUUGUCCGAUCUUUGGUCUUGUCAUGGCCCCAGAUCUCUGGAUAACUCGUCGCGAAAGCCGCAACGCACUGUAGAGCCGGGAAUACGAUCCUGCCAAUGUUUGUUGACUCGUUGAAGCCGAACGCACCCCUAACUUGGUUGAACGUGACAAGCUUCGCGAAUUCCCACAUAUUCAUCAGCAUAUGUCCGCUGUUGUAUUCGAGAUCGCUGUAAAUGAAUGUCUUCUUCUGGUCGAAACCGCAAGCUAUGAUAUCCUUGGCAUUCUCAAGAGCGUACUUAUGAGUCUCUUCAAAAGGGAACAUCAAAGACGUCCUGGAGCCAUUUUGUGAACUGGAAUGGUAUCGUGUCUGUGGUGACAUUAGUUCAGCUACCUAAAUAGCGCAAACUUGGCGAAUCUGAACAUACGUCCCAAGUGCAGGGAGCCGCUGCUUGGGCCUCUGCCUGUAUACAAGAAAAAAGGCUCGCCAUAUUCGUACUUGUUAAGGAUGAGAUCGAAAUC
This is a messenger RNA of Verruconis gallopava, 3699 nucleotides long. RefSeq lists its product as uncharacterized. The transcript has 3 exons. The record is from RefSeq and is a predicted model, not a curated record. Bases 1763 to 2287 code for a protein of 174 amino acids. Lineage: Eukaryota; Fungi; Ascomycota; Dothideomycetes; Venturiales; Sympoventuriaceae.